AACUAAUCGUAUGGUACAUGCAGGGCAAAAAGGUUAUUGUCCUUUCCAACCUGAAGCCAAGAAAUAUGCGUGGUGUCAAGUCCUGCGGAAUGCUGAUGGCGGCUUCUGAUGCAAAGCAUGAGAAUGUUGAACUUCUGUUCCCUCCUGAGGAAGCAGCUCCUGGUGAAAGAAUAUGGUUUGGAACUGAAGAUGAAAAAGAUAAUCAACCUGCUGCUGCCACUCCGAAUCAGAUACAAAAGAAAAAGAUAUGGGAAUUGGUGCAACCUCAUCUCAAGACAGAUGUUUCUUGCAUUGCGAUGCUAGGGGAGCAUGUCAUGCGUACAUCUGUAGGUUCAGUAGCAUGCCAGUCCUUGCAGAAUGCAAAUAUCUCCUGAUCAGCCAACACCUAUCAGUACGCAAUUGUUCUGCUUAACAAUGAAUUUUUUGGUUUAUAAAUUGUUGUUUAUUUUAUAUGUACUUCAUUUUCUUUAAUAGUUCUAGUUUUAAGCAAUACUAAUAAUAAAUAUCAGUUGUUUUUUGGGGGGCUAAUUUCUUGAGGGUCACAAGCAAAUUUGUCGGCCAAUUUGUAAGUACUAGGAUAGGUGAGUAACUUCCUAUUAAACGUAAUUUAGCUAGUUCGAAAUAACCUAGGCUUUAAAGGGAGGACUGAUCUGUUUUUGUUUGAUCCAGACCCACCUCCAGGUCAUGAUGAUUCUCAUUAUUCACGCUUCAUUCAUCUUCGUCUAAUGAAAGGGAUUUUCUGCAGGUCGAUGUAAUCAUAAUUUGGCUUCUGCUAUCCGAAGCUUGCCCCUGGGAUAUAAUUGUCUGGGAAUAUUGCAUUCGGUCAAUACUAGCAGGGGCUUAAAAUAAUGGAGUUUGUCUCUUUCUCAUUUCUUCCAGUAGCUCUUUGCUAGAA
Messenger RNA from Vigna umbellata (rice bean), 895 nucleotides. Lineage: Eukaryota; Viridiplantae; Streptophyta; Magnoliopsida; Fabales; Fabaceae. The record is from RefSeq and is a predicted model, not a curated record.